UACCACACUGUCAGUUUCGUAUUAUUUUUUACACCUAAUACAUAGCUCUUUAAAUGUACUGUAUAAUAGUUAUUUACAAACGAAUUUAGUGAAAUAAUAUAAAAUAAAAUGCUGUGGAUACGGAUACGGCAGCUUAGCAUGUGUUAAAAAACAAAUGGGAAAAUGCGAAGCUGAAAAGUAAAAUCACAUUCGGAAAUGUAUAUAUACAUAGAACACUUUGCAUUCUGUCUGUUUUUGUGUGUGCGUAAACAUGGGGUUUCGGCAUGUUUCCGACGGGCCCAAUUUUAAUAUCGUCAAUAGCAAGCAAAAACGGCAAUUGGGUCAGCGGCAUGAUUUUUAGCACUAGCGUUAGCAUUAGGAGCGGGUCAAAAAUAAGUCACGUGUCUACAAAGGUCCAAACCAGUGCAAGAAAUAGAUACAGAAAGAGUUAAAGAGCACCCAAUUCGAAGGUGACAAAAUUUCAAUAAGGAAGAAAUUUGUAAUACAAGAUACUUAAUAUAUGUAUAACAGUAUAAAUGACUAUCGUAACGCCGUCGACUAAAAAAAUGGGGCUAAUUGUCAACUGGAAUUUGCUGACCGGAACUGCUGGAAAAGAACAAGAUCAGCUGUUCCUAAAGUCAAGUGGGCUGACGCCCAGCUGGAAGUCGUUAACAAGAACCGUUGGAACAGUAAACAUAGCAGAGCAGCUGAUGUCCGAGUCAAAUGCCGAUUCGAGUGAUAAGGAUGCGGCAGCAGAUUCUUUGGCCGUACGUAUUAAUUGCAUUAAGAAUGGAUUUGCGGAUCAUAAUAUGAAUUAUGAUAAAUGGUUGGGAAAGUCAGUUACCCUAAGUCAGCAGCAGCAGCAGGAGUCUAGAAACAGAACAAUAACGCCACCGUCGACUUUUGACAAAAAAUAUACGCCAAAUGCUCGAAAACGAAAUCAACCAACGACCACGCUCUUAAAGCCAGCGACGAUGCACCGAAAGACCAAAAGUAAAAGCAAGAGCCACAAGAAAACAAUCCUUGCCAAUCCAACACCACCUACAACAACCACAGCGAAGAUUUGUGCUAGCCAACAACAAGAAGAACAACAGCGUAUUAAGCAUUUUAAUGCAACGCAGCUCAAGAACCAUCAAUUUCCGCGACUCCCGCAGUCGCCGGCAACGGGAGAGAUCGCUGCUGAGCGAGACUCCGGCGAGAACAGUACGAGAGGUAUUAACAUAAGCAAUAAGAAGAAGUACCAUUCCGUGCGCUACAAAAUGUUAGUUCCAUUACCCAGUCUGGGUGCCACGUCCCUUGCCACGCUUUUGACGAUAAUUUGCAUAGAAACUGUCCUACUGUCCACAAUGUCUAGCUGCGCUAAAACUUUCUAUAUGCAUUGGAAUACAUCGAACAGCAUAUUUCGGAUCGAUAAUACAGAUCAUAUUAUUGACGUGAACAAAGGCAAUCUAGCAUUCGAGUUCGACCAGGUACACAUAAUAUGUCCAGUGUAUGAGCCCGGCGCAUUCGAUAAUGAAACAGAGAAGUACAUCAUAUACAAUGUGUCUAAAGUGGAGUACGAAACAUGUCGCAUAACGAACGCCGAUCCGCGAGUAAUAGCUAUAUGUGAUAAGCCUCAGAAAUUAAUGUUUUUUACGAUAACUUUCCGGCCAUUUACACCGCAGCCAGGUGGUUUAGAGUUCCUACCUGGAAAUGACUACUAUUUCAUUUCGACUUCAUCAAAGGACGACUUAUACCGUCGCAUAGGUGGCCGCUGUUCCACAAAUAACAUGAAAGUUGUGUUCAAAGUGUGCUGUGCGCCCGAAGAUAAGAACAAGACAACGGAGAUAACAACAAUGUUGGGAAAUGUGCCAGCUGUGGACAGUGGUGGAACGAGCAAUAUACACAAGGGCGUCGAUAAUGCGGCUGUUAAUAUUGAUCCGAAUCGAAAUAUGAAUAGCCCGAAUGGAAUUCAUACAAUUGGCGUAGGCGUUGGCAGCGGAUCAGCAGCUGGUGGCGGUGGUCAAAUGAAGCCCGUCAAUGGCGCUGGCACUUCGAUCAAUACAAACAUUGAUCAGUUCAACCGCAUACCCAUUCAACCGAACUUAAUAGCUGGAGGAGGCGGAGCUGUAGGGACAGGAGUAGCAGGGGGAUCUGGCAUAAUGCACUCACCUGGCCAUGGCAGCAUAAAUAUGCUGCCACCUGGACGAGGCGGCAUUCACAUGCCAUACCCCAACCAUCAUCAUAUACAGACUGGCAUACGAAUUAAUAAUGUUCCAACGCAACAGAAUAAUCAGCAUCCGCAUCACAAAGGCAAUCUGAACAAUAUGAAUAGUAAUGAUGAUCAUCACAAUUAUGACAAGCAUCCAAACGAAGUAGUGAAAAACGAAGAGCUGACCUACAACAGUGGAUCCGGUCAAGCGACGCUUAAUCGCCCUAUCGAUGUCUAUUUGUGGAGCUGGAGUUGGCUUCCAGGCGGCACUAUUACAACAACAAUCCUGAUCGCCGCCAUAUUCUACACAUUUCAUUAUUUAUUUUGGACACUAAACAACACAAUGGCUCGUCGUAUUGAAACACUUGGUAUAUAUCGGUGAAUAUGCUGAACGUGCUGGAUGGCUGAAUGUUGGAUGGCUGACUUGGCUGAAGGAUAUCGAUUUGAAAAGGCAUCAUUUUAUAACAUCAGACUUGCGGCUCUCAUAUUAUUAGGGCGUACUCUAUAUAAAUAUAUUCAUACACAUACAUUCUUAUGUAUUUCGAAUAUAAGAUCGAUUGAAGAAUCUACAAACAGAAAGAUAGAGAGAGAGAGAGAGAGAAAAUAAUUGAUGAAAAGAAGGAGAAAGGUGAAAAUAGAAUAAAUAAGUUUAAAAAUGAGGAAGAUAUUUCAAGCGCAUUAAAACAUAGUUUGUAGCGAUAUAAAUAUAUAUUAUUUAACUUAAUAAGUAAACAAAGAGAAUGCCGAUUACAGAUUUAAGAUUGGAGUAUAUAGAUUAGGUUUGCCUUGGCAUCUGACGAUUGUAUUGCUCGCGUUAAACUCAAAUAAUGUCCCUAUAAAAAUAAACAGCUCUUGUCUUUAAUAUAAUUGGUAUAAAACAAAUUUUACAUAUAAAUACAAGUUUCCAGAUUAGUUUUAUUGGUUCUAAAUUUUGUUGAUUGUUUGACCGAAUUUCAUUCUGUAAAUAUCUUCUAUUUAUUUUUUAUUUAUUUUUGUAAUUUUUCUGUAUUUAUGUCAGAUGUAAAUCGAUUUAUAUCGGGCUAAAGGAGCUAAGGAGCUAGACUUAUUACAUUAUCAGUAUAAUUAUAACUCCAGUACACUAAAGUAAAAUUCUCUGCAUCCUCCUUGCAAGCCAAAAAAUACUCGACAAUCGAGCGCCCUUUCAUUUCAUUUAAGCGUUUGUAACCUUUUAUAAUUUUCUUUGUUGACUUUGAAGUUUUUCAAGUAAAAUCUGUGAAUUCAUUCGAUGAUCAUCCCCGUUUGAAGUCAAAAGGCAAACUUACAUUAUAUAUAAAUAUACUUCUCGUACAAUAGCUGCCUUGUACGACAGUUUUGACUGAAAAUAAAAAUAAAAAUAAAAAUGAUAAAUUUAAUACCAUAUUUUAGGAGAAGAUUAAAACACGUGUAGGAAAUUAGACGCUAAGUAACUAAGGCCAAUGGCAAACAGAGAUAGAUACGAUAAUAUGAAACAUGUACUUGUUAUAUCAGAAAGCGUAUGAAUUUUUCGUAUUGCAUUUA
Molecule: messenger RNA, 3688 nt
Organism: Drosophila mojavensis
Lineage: Eukaryota; Metazoa; Arthropoda; Insecta; Diptera; Drosophilidae
Gene: Ephrin
Product: ephrin-B3
Exons: 5
Coding region: 516-2552 (678 amino acids)
Biological process (GO): ephrin receptor signaling pathway; axon guidance
Cellular component (GO): plasma membrane
Molecular function (GO): ephrin receptor binding
Source: RefSeq, a predicted model, not a curated record